This is a messenger RNA of Centruroides sculpturatus (bark scorpion), 2585 nucleotides long. RefSeq lists its product as uncharacterized. The transcript has 2 exons. NCBI's taxonomy places the organism in Eukaryota, Metazoa, Arthropoda, Arachnida, Scorpiones, Buthidae. The coding region runs from base 314 to 802 and encodes 162 amino acids. The record is from RefSeq and is a predicted model, not a curated record.
AAGAGAGAAAUGGGAAAAAAUCGGAAGGUGGAGGACGGACGAAUCGCUCUUCCCUUCGUUGUAGUCACCGUUUAGUUCUGUCGUUGCGCACCCCCUCGCUACCUUCUGCUGCGUGUUCUGCGCUCCCCAUCGCAGAGAGUUCGUCGCGUGAAGGGCGCAGUCGACUGGAGGAAGAGAAAUCGCCGGGGGAAGUCGGAAGCCGAGAAAGCGGCCCGGCGGGAACCGGGCCGUAUGAAGAGCAUCCGGCGCCCUCCACUCCUGGGCUGUGAGAGUCGAAUGCGGGCGGCCGAGGGUCCCGCCGGCCGCCCGGACCAUGAACGGUAGCGCGGCCAAGUCGACGACGGGCACCGGAAGUCCCCCGCCCGGAGGCAACGCGGCCGCCAACGUCACCGUGUCCAGUAACUCCACCAAACCGCUGUUGGACGUGUCCAGGACCAUCACCCGCCCGGCCAGCCUGGCCGCCGUCUCCAGAAGGUCGCUGGUGGAAGAACAGGUGGAGAAGGGCAUCUACCAGAUGCUGGCCUCGCUGGCCCUGCUGUGCCUGCUCUCCCUGCUCAUGUCUUUCCUGGCCCUCUUCUUUCUACAGAAAGUGGCCUCUUCCCUCGUCUCUCCCGAAGACUUCAAAAAGAACGGAGAGAAAAAGAUAGUGGUCAAUCCCAAAGAGUAUUUCGCCGUCUACCAGGUGUCGGUGGCGCUCUGCACUCUGACUUUGUGCCUCAAUCUGUGUUGUCUAUUCGUCUGUUGCAUCCAGUUUCUCUUCGCCAUCAAAUUAAUGAAGAUACCUCGAGGCAACGAAAGGUAACCUUUAAUUAUCUCGCCGCGUGACGUUUUUUCUUUCCUCCCCACUGGAAUCGGUCUUCCGCGCCACGAAUUUCGGAAAGACCCGCGAAGCCCGAAUUUGUCGAAAUUGUUGCCUAGUAUCCGUUGUUACGCGAAUUUCCCCAUUUCCUAGUUGGGAUCAGAUCGGAACAUUUUGGGAUUGUUCGUUCCAGCCUCGGGGGUCGGAUGCGAGAAGAAAUUCCGGUUUUACAAUAGAUAAUGGAGAUAAAACGAAGAGUAGAUUAAAGGAUGUGGAACAUGGUUGACGGAAACGAUAUCAAUUUUUUGUAAGUAAAAAACUUCACUCUAAUUCUUUCUAUUGUUGAAAAACCAGAUAACCUGAGGAAUGUAUUCUUAUAGAAUAUUGUCGGAAGAACUGGAAAAUGAUCGAAAAGAACAGAUAACAGAACCCGGGAUCGAUCUUGUCGCGGUGUCUUUCACUUCUUAUCCGAUUAACUAUUAAAUUAAAUCUCCGAAUUAGUGUUUUAUGCUACAUAAGAACAAAUAACAAUUUAAAUAUCCUCCAGAGACUUUUUGCAUUGUUAAUUUCCAAUCUUGUCUAAAAAAUGUAUUAUAGUUUAUUGUUUACUUUUUAUAAUUUUUAUCUUAUUAUUGUUGUUUUACGUCGUUGUGGGGAUGGCAUCUUUGUCCUUUGGAAUCGCCUUUAUAGUAAAGAAUAGAAUCAAAACUAUGCUUUACCUACUUCGAACCUACAUCGAUUAUUUUUUGUAUAUUUUUGGUAAUGACCAUAAAUCAGGAGAAUUUGCAGGGGUUAGUAAACAGGGAUUAAGAAUUGUUCACUAAAUCGAAGAUUGAACUACUAUUAAUAUUUGUAUUCUAACGGAACUGUACAUUUUACAGUAGAGUUUUUCAUCCUAGUAACUUUUCCCACAGUUUGAAGUGAUGAAACAAGUUCCCUUAUCAAAGUAUCACGAGAUCCAAAAUAAAUGCGAGAGAGAUAAUCAUUUUGAACAAAUUAUUGUAUUUCUCUCUAAGGAGGUAUCAUUAUUUCUUGGCAUUCACGAGGAAUUCUUAUCACAACAUUUUCUUUUACAAAACUGAACUGACAAUCUUUAUAAAUAGUUAAUUAAAAUAAACGUGGUUCCAGCAAAUUAUAAUAUUAGUUAUUACCUACGAUUACAAAAGAGAACAAUUCAUUAAAACCAAAACCAAUAAAUAAACAUAUAAGAUGCGGAUUAAAUACGAAAUUAUGUAACCACAUAGCAAUUAAUAUACUAGACUUUAUAGAAAAAAACAAUUCGAAUUUUUAAUAUGUACUUCUGCAUCAUUUCUAACGCGGACUUAACAGUCAAGUCAACAAGCUCGGUUAGAAAAAAUUACACGUAAAUUUGCUACAGAGUCAGUCACACGCGAUUUUACAGUCAGAGGUUGGUCACACCAAUCUAGAAUAUCUUCAAUUGGCUACAAGCCAGAUAAAACACGGAAAUAAAAUACGGUUUGUGUGUACUCAGAUACGCUCUACCGGCCAAGGACGAAGCUGUAUUAUAGUCACACUCUAUCUUGUAAAACUUGUCGAAUAAUAAGAAAGCUAGUAACGUUUUGCUAAAUUCGAUAAAACUGAAUUCAUAGAACUCAUUCCAAAAUAUUUGACUAACCUCAGAAUAAGUUAUUUUAAAGUUUAUAUCUCGUUUCUAUUGAUCCUCCAUUCAAACUAUCUUGUUUAAAAAUAUUAACAAAUGAAUUUUUAUAAUAAUAACAGCGAGAAUGUAUUGUAAAUGGCGAAUCAUCUGACUACUUCGCUGUUG